AUGUUGAUGACGACCCAGCCGAUCUCUUUGUCGCCAAGGCAAUGCCAGAACGGAAACUGGACUGGAAAGCAGUGUGUGUGUGAGCAGGGCUUCACCGGUCUGGACUGCGAGUCUCUCUUGAUCUCCUUUCCCAUAGAAAUUCCAGGGGUCAUCUCUGGUAACGUGACCACAGUGGUGAAGGUGACCUACAGGAACUUCACGGAGGACCUGAAGAACCACUCCUCCGAAGCAUAUAAGAACUUCACUCGGCAAUUCACAGAGCAGAUGAACAAAAUUUACAGUGACAUUUCCGAGUACAAAGGGGUGGCCAUUAACAGACUUCUAAGUGGCAGCAUUGUGGUGGAAAACACUGUCCUCCUGGAGGCCAGCUACACCCCAGACUACCGCACGCAGUUCGCCCGCCUCAGGGAGGAAGUGAGGGCCAGGCUCAUGAACGAGACCAGUGUGGUUCACAACAACACUGACAAGUGCCAAGUUGCCAUGCUGUGUUACAACGAAACUGACACCACAGUGAAUGCUGUACAGCUGGACUUUGACCCACAGGAACAAUGCAUCCAGAAAGCUGCCAAGGACUUUGCCCGCUUCUUCUAUGUGGACGAGCUCGAUGGGAGGCUGGCGUGCGUGACUCCGUGUACAGAAAGGACGAAGUCACAGCUCAGGUGUCACCCAGGCCAGUGCCAACUGCUGCGCAGUGGUCCCCGCUGCCUGUGCCCCAACACAGACACACACUGGUACUGGGGGGACACCUGCGAGCACAAGACUAGCAAGGCCCUGGUGUAUGGGAUUGUGGGCACCGUGGCGGUGGUACUACUGGUGCUGGUGGUGGUCCUGGCCCUCUUCCUUGGCCGAUCUCGACGGAAACUCCACAGGGAAAAGUAUGACGUGUCUCCAGUGUGGCAGAGGGAGAGACUUCCCAGCAGCUUCGAGAACACGGGCGUCUGGGAAGGCAAUAAUCUAAAGGAAGACAGAUUCGGCCUGGAAACUGGGUACAGCCACUUCCGGCCCUCCCUGGAAAACGUGGACCCCCGUAGAGAGCUCCACAUUCAAAGGCCAAGAGUGGUGAAAAGCAGUCCCUGAGGCCCAGGGCCCACUCCUCAUGCAGAGUGACAGAGUGAUAGCACCCCCAGGGUGCCCCCAGAAGCUGGGUGCCAGGCGUGGAGGCCCUGCAGUCUCACUGGGCAGUGACGUGCCUGGCUGGUGAUCCCUGCUGAAGAAGGGUGGGGACUGCUGCUCCAGCCCUGGCCUCGACCCUCCCUCCAUCCAGGAGCCAAAGGAAUGGGGUGUCCUGGCUGACUUUG
This is a messenger RNA of Perognathus longimembris pacificus (Pacific pocket mouse), 1298 nucleotides long. Its product is annotated as mucin-12-like. NCBI's taxonomy places the organism in Eukaryota, Metazoa, Chordata, Mammalia, Rodentia, Heteromyidae. The record is from RefSeq and is a predicted model, not a curated record. The coding region runs from base 1 to 1077 and encodes 358 amino acids. The transcript has 11 exons.